GGAAUUUAGAGCGGCACACCGCUACGGAGUCGCACGAGCGCGGGACAUGGGGAGAGAUUGAUGAGAGGAGCCGCGGAAAAGGAAUAUCCCUAGGCGCCUAGGGACUAUCGAUUUAUUUCAACGUUGAGAGAGAUGCAGGUAUCGAUUAGUAUAAUCGAUAGCGCGACGAAAACUCGAUGCUCGACUAGACUUUUGGCCAUGUUCUCCUCGGGUGUCAUUGCACGUGUAACUGUGCGCUGUCACCUUGUGAGUCAGCAAAAAGGGAAAGGAAUUAUUGGUAAUUCGCUACAGCGACUGUUACUAGCGAGUAGCAUCGGAAACGGUAAAACGCGGGCCGCGCGUUACAGUACAAGUGAAAUCGCGAAUAACGAGUCGACCGCAGCGAUGUCGAGCAAGGAGAAAAAGCCCUUUUGCCGCCUACCGUCGUGCGUGCGUCCUUAUCAUUAUGAUAUUUCACUGACGCCGGAUCUCACGACUUUCACUUUCGACGGUACCGAGAAAGUACACCUUAACGUGGAAAGCACUACAGAUACCAUUAUAUUGAAUUCGUUGGAAAUUCAUAUAAAAGAUGCAACCUUUAACCAAACCGAUGGUAAAAUCAUUCCUGUCAAGAAAAUUGAACUGUCUGCAGCGGAGGAAACGGCCACAUUGGUGUUUUCCAAAGUUCUGCCGCUUGGUAAAAGCGGAUACUUACAUUUAGAUUUUGUGGGUGAAGUCAACGAUAAAAUGAAAGGCUUCUAUAGGAGCAAGUAUACUGGGGAAAAUGGUACCAUUGAGUAUGCGGCAGUUACUCAGUUCGAGCCAACAGAUGCUAGACGUUGCUUCCCAUGUUGGGACGAACCAGCGCUCAAAGCUACAUUUGACAUUGCCCUAAAAGUACCGAUCGGUCUUAUGGCACUUUCCAAUAUGCCUGUAAAAAGCAAAGUUACAAAUGGCACACACGAGACACUGACUUUUGAGAGAACGCCCAUCAUGUCGACGUACUUAGUGGCUGUGGUAGUGGGCGACUUUGAUUACAUAGAAGACACGUCGAGUGAUGGUGUAUUAGUUCGAGUUUAUGUGCCGAAAUCGAAGAAGGAACAGGGCCAGUUCGCACUGGAGGUAGCUACCAAGGUGUUGCCGUAUUACAAGACUUAUUUCGGUAUUGCGUAUCCUUUGCCGAAGAUUGAUCUCAUAGCAAUCGCUGAUUUCUCAUCCGGCGCCAUGGAAAACUGGGGCUUGGUCACGUAUCGUGAGACCUGCCUGCUCGUGGACCCGCAGAACACGUCGGCGGUGCGGAAACAAUGGAUCGCACUGAUAGUAGCGCACGAAUUAGCGCAUCAAUGGUUCGGCAAUCUCGUCACGAUGGAAUGGUGGACGCACUUAUGGCUUAACGAAGGCUACGCCUCAUUCGUCGAGUUUCUCUGUGUCGCUCAUUUGUUCCCGGAGUAUGACAUAUGGACGCAAUUCGUCACGGACACGCAUAUCCGGGCGUUGGAGCUGGACGCACUGAAAAACAGUCAUCCGAUCGAAGUACCAGUCGGCCAUCCGUCGGAAAUCGACGAGAUUUUCGACGACAUAUCGUACCACAAGGGCGCCUCUGUAAUCCGUAUGUUACAUGCGUACAUAGGCGACGAGGACUUUAGGUCAGGCAUGAAUCUAUAUCUAAAGCGGCAUAGCUACGCCAACGCGGAAACCGAAGACCUGUGGGCUGCGUUAGAAGAGGCCAGCAACAAGGCUGUACGUCGCGUGAUGUCGUCGUGGACUAGCAGGCAAGGAUUCCCAAUCGUCAAGGUGGAUCAUCGCCAAGAUGGCAACAAUAGGAUCAUAUCGUUGUCGCAGGAGAGAUUUCUGGCUGAUGGAACAAUAGAUAGCGAUAACACAUGGAUCAUACCAAUAAGCGUGAGCUGCUCGCAGGAUCCGAGCAAAACGAUAUUCAACGAUAUAUUGGACGCGAAGAAUAAGGAAUUUGUAAUCAAGGAUGUGCCUGAGGGCACAUGGCUGAAGAUUAAUCCCGGUACAAUUGGCUUCUACCGGACACGUUACAGUCAGUCUGCUAUAUCGCUUCUGUUACCUGCCAUCAAAGAUCAUACGUUACCUCCGUUGGACAGACUCGGUUUGCUGGAUGAUCUCUUUGCGAUAGUCCAGGCAGGUCAUGCGUCCACCGUCGACGUACUUGAGCUCAUGCGAGCGUUCCAGCGUGAGGGCAAUUACACCGUAUGGGCUAGUAUAGGGAACAUCCUAAGCAACAUCAACACCCUUAUUUCGCAUUUAGACUUUGAAGAUUCCCUCAAAGCAUUCGGAUGUAACUUAUUCCGCGAUAUUAAUAUCAAACUAGGUUGGGAUCCUAAGCCAAACGAAAGUCAUUUGGACACGUUGCUCAGGUCCCUCGUGUUACAUCGUUUGGCUGCUUUGGACGAUAAAGAUACCAUCGAGGAGGCAAAGAGAAGAUUUGAGCUACACGUAAAUGGCACGACGACACUUGCUGCUGAUCUGCGCAGUCCGGUUUAUCGAGCUGUACUGUCCGUAGGUGACGCAGACACUUAUGAAACAAUGCUGAAGCUGUACAAAGAUACUGAUCUCCAGGAAGAAAAGGAGCGGAUCCUGCGGGCACUUGGUGUGGUAAAAGACGAGGCUCUGUUGAAAAAGGUUCUGGACUUCUCCAUGAGCGAGGAAGUUCGUGCUCAGGAUACGGUAUUCGCGAUCAUGUCGGUGGCUCUGUCAUACAAGGGACGCAUCAUGGCGUGGAAUUUCUUCAAAGAGAAAUGGAAGAUCCUGUUGGACCGUUACGAGGGCGGAUUCUUGCUGGCCCGGCUAGUGAAGUUUACCACAGAGAACUUCGUCACCGAGGAACAAGCCAAAGACGUAGAAAGCUUUUUCGAGAGCCACCCGACUCCGGGCACGGAGCGCACGGUACAACAAUGCGUAGAGUCCAUCCGACUGAAUGCCACGUGGCUUGCUCGGGAUAAGGACUCGAUCAAAAAGUAUCUGAUCGCUCAAGUUUAGGAAACACAGGUCUUGUCUUUUCCUUGUUACCAUAGUUCGGAACCGUGUGUGAAUUGUAUUAUCGCGCGAGUAUCUUGUAACUUGAUAUUAUGACUUUGGCGAUUUUGGGCAAUCAGAACGCAGAAACGGUAUCUUGUGUACGAGAUAAUAACCCGCUAUUAAGUGUAUGCAUGUAUUGGAUAAAAAAAAUGUUUUUGAUGUUGAUUGAACAGCUCCUUGAUUGAGAGAAUGAGUGAGAGAGUACAACUGUUUUGUAUAUCUAUUAUAUUUGAUCGAGUCAUUUUGAGUAAAUGCAGCAGUUUUACAGUAUUUUUAUGCGUUUGAUUCCUAACACGUUAAUUGUCACGUUGGUCACCCGUGACCGGAGCUUGUCUUUUCAGAGCCCUGGUAGUUAUCAGUGAUCGGAGUUACGAAAUUAUUUCGAAUGAUUAAAAUAAUAAAUAAUCGAAUAUCAUCGACUAAAACAUUUUUAACAACGUAAAUGACUAGACAAUAUUAUGAAAUAAAAAGUGCACUAUUCAAUAAUUAAAUGUUUUUAUUAAAACAAUAUUUUAUAUAAAUUAAAUAUUACGAUGUACUCUGUGGCCCGCAGGGCAAAACAUACAAAACUUGCGUGGCAGUGAACGUGUUAAUUGAUAUGUUCAUUGCACUAUAUGCAAUCAUGUCUCACACUCAGAAUUAGGAAAUUUCUUUCUAAGCAAAAACAAAUAAAUUUUCUUUGAAUCUGAUA
Ooceraea biroi (clonal raider ant) is the source of this 3715-nucleotide messenger RNA. RefSeq names its product puromycin-sensitive aminopeptidase (gene Psa). Gene Ontology annotation, cellular component: cytoplasm; membrane. Gene Ontology annotation, biological process: peptide catabolic process; proteolysis. The record is from RefSeq and is a predicted model, not a curated record. Lineage: Eukaryota; Metazoa; Arthropoda; Insecta; Hymenoptera; Formicidae. Gene Ontology annotation, molecular function: metalloaminopeptidase activity; zinc ion binding; peptide binding.